Dothidotthia symphoricarpi CBS 119687 is the source of this 537-nucleotide messenger RNA. Its product is annotated as DNA replication complex GINS protein PSF3. The transcript has 4 exons. Gene Ontology annotation, cellular component: GINS complex. Lineage: Eukaryota; Fungi; Ascomycota; Dothideomycetes; Pleosporales; Dothidotthiaceae. The record is from RefSeq and is a predicted model, not a curated record. Gene Ontology annotation, biological process: mitotic DNA replication initiation. Bases 1 to 537 code for a protein of 178 amino acids.
AUGAGUUCCUAUUACGACGUCGACGCCAUCCUCACCGACGCUCAAAAAGUACCAUGCACCUUUGAACUCACAGUCCCUGGCCUAGGCUAUCUGGAAGGCAACAUGAGUGGCGACAUCAAACAGGGCUCCAAAGUCGAGCUACCCCUAUGGCUGGGAGAGAUGCUUGCGUUGAGCCAGAGCUUGAACACAUCCUCCCUCGUUACCCUCGACCCCCCCUCCGCCCUCUCGCCCCGCGUCUUGAACGCGCUGAAAGCUGACCCGCGGACCGUCGAUCUACGAGCUCUCGCCCCGCACUUUUACAAUCUGGGUGCGAGGAUUCUGGAGUUGUUCGAUGAAGAGGACAUGAUCGAGGUGCUGAGCGAUACUUUCAAAGCUAGAGCCGCAGUUAUAGCCGACCAGGCUCACAAUCCGCGCGGAGCAUUAGGUGAGGGCGCAGACUUUAUGCGUGGACUGGACGAAAAUGAACGGCAACUAUUUCGGGCAGCACAUGACAGUGCAAAGGCCGUGCGGACUUGGACGACAGACUUGAAGAAAUGA